AUGGCGAGCCAAGGAAGUGGAAAUCUCUUUCGCCGCACAUCCAAGGCCGUCUCGAGCUCCAGUUCCGCGAAGGCCACCCCCAAUGCUGUUCCACGGACGUAUUUCAUCAAGACCUUCAAGUUUGGUAGCGACGUACCCGAUCCUGAGAAAAAGGGCUUCACGGGCUAUUAUCUGAAGAACUUCAGGUACGGAAAUGCGACCCAAAGCGGCGGCGACCGGAUCGGACCUAGGCGUACCGUUUUCACUUCGCCGGCUGCCUCAAAGAGCUCUGUCCUCGAUCUUGUCAGGAACUCGCCACUGGGGAGGAUCUCGGAGGACCUGGGAGAGGACAAUGCUGUCGUGAUAUUAGCAAGUCCUAGACAUGCUUCAUGGCUCACUGAUCCCGACUUCAUGGCCUCCCUGGUGUCUUCGCUGCUGGCUCAUAGGAACCGGGACCAUGAGAUGAGCCGAUUCCACGUGCUGGCUGCUGUGGUGGACGGUCUCUGCCCAAGAUCCUCACCCUUGUACCAUGAGAUGCAGGAGGGCCUGUCGAUACAAUUUGGUAGCUUAGACACCCUCUUGCCUGGUCUGUGGAACGACACAACAGACGCGACGCAGCAUGUGCAGGGAAGUGCUGAGCCCUCCUACCUAUCUGUGUCUGUUGAGGGCAAAGGGCUCCCCGCCACCAGGAUAUCGAUCUCACUCCCAUUGGCCAACACAUUGUUUCACAACGGGCGACGGACUACUCUUUUGGUAUCCGAAUGGAAGACUGAAGGCCGGGGAGACUCGUCUUCUGCUGCCUCAGUCCAGCUGUUGAGGAUGGCAGAGAAGCGCUCUCAGACGAUCGACCUUCCCGGAGCGCGUCUUCACAAAAUCCUGAGCGGUGGCGGUGCAUGGGGUGCCAAAGCAAAGCUAUUGUCACUGGACCCGCAGACGAGCUAUGGUCAGGAAUCUGAGGAGGACGAGCUGUUGAGGUUUCAGAGGUCGUUUUACGGCAGUGAAGAGGGCGGCGACGCCAUAGCGAAGCCUGGGGAUUUUGUGCAGUUCUUUGUGUGCAGUGAUAUGAGACCGAUCCAUACACUGGGCGAGUCUGAAGGGCAUACGAGGACACCGGCCGCUUACCCCCCAGUGAUCUUUGGCGUUGGUGAUCUCAGUCAAACGGGCGCAACCUCGCGCAAGGAUUCCGCGCCGGCCGAAAGACAGCUGGCUUGGCUAGCCCCCGGUCAUUUCGGAGGCUUCAGUGCAGAGGGUCUAUACGUCGACUCGCCGACCAACAGCAUGAAGACAAAGCUUGAUGCUCCCGGGACGAGCGUAAGCCUACCACAAGUUAGCGAACCUCGAGCUGCAGCCCGACUCAACUCGGCUUAA
Cryphonectria parasitica EP155 is the source of this 1347-nucleotide messenger RNA. RefSeq lists its product as uncharacterized. Bases 1 to 1347 code for a protein of 448 amino acids. NCBI's taxonomy places the organism in Eukaryota, Fungi, Ascomycota, Sordariomycetes, Diaporthales, Cryphonectriaceae. The record is from RefSeq and is a predicted model, not a curated record. The transcript has 4 exons.